AUGUACACCGCUAGGACCGAGGGAACACCAUUAGCACCGGGGGCACUACUCCAGCGACGGGGGCACACCUCCAGCACCAGGUGUAUACCUCCAGCAUCCGGGCCACACCUCAAGCAACGAGUGUACACAACCACCAUCGGAUUUACACCUCCAGCACCGGGGGCACACCUCAACAACAGGGUAUACACCACCAGCACGGGGGCACACCUCCAGCACCUGGGGGCACAUAACCAGCACAGGAUGCACACCCCCUUGGGCACACCUCAAAAACAGGGUAUACACCACCAGUAUCGGAUGCACACAUCUAGCACAGGGGGCACACCUCCACCACCGUGGUCACACCUCCAGCACCAGGUCACCGGGAGUACACAACUAGCACCGGGCGCAAACAACCAGCACCGGGUGCACACAACUAGCACCAGGGGACACACCUUCAGCACAGGAUUUACAACAUCAGCACCAGGGCACACAACAAGCACCUGGGGCACACCCACAGCACCGGGGACACAGGUCCAGCACAGUGUGUACACUUCACAUCCAACACAGGCUGCACACAACCAUCAUCGGGUGCACACAACCAACACCGGGUGUUUACCUCCAGCACCGGUUGCACACAACCAGCACCGCGCGCACAUCUCCAGCACCGGGCGCACACAACCAGCACCGGGUGCACACACCCAGCACCGGGUGUACACAACCAGCACCGGGUGCACACACCCAGCACCGGGUGUACACAACCAGCACCGGGCGCACACAACCAGCACCGGGUGCACACACCCAGCACCGGGUGUACACAACCAGCACCGGGUGCACACACCCAGCACCGGGUGUACACAACCAGCACCGGGCGCACACAACCAGCACCGGGUGCACACACCCAGCACCGGGCGCACACAACCAGCACCGGGUGCACACACCCAGCACCGGGUGCACACACCCAGCACCGGGCGCACACAACCAGCACCGGCUGCACACACCCAGCACCGGGUGUACACCUCUUACACCUGA
Molecule: messenger RNA, 1008 nt
Organism: Mya arenaria
Lineage: Eukaryota; Metazoa; Mollusca; Bivalvia; Myida; Myidae
Product: splicing factor 3A subunit 2-like
Exons: 2
Coding region: 1-1008 (335 amino acids)
Source: RefSeq, a predicted model, not a curated record